ACCAGCAACAUAAGCGAGUGGGAGAAGUGACAGUCGGGGGUAUUUAUAAGUGUCAAAAUAAUUUCAACCACAAAAUUUUACAAUGUGGUAUGAAAUUAUUCCCAGUUUUGGCAUUAUUUUUGCUGCAUUAGCCGCCCCUCAUGGCAUUGCCUACGUGGCUAAUAAAUUAGUGUUCGAUAAUUGCUAUCGUAGGUCGAUGUUGGAUAAAUACGAAGCUUUGCAAUACUUAAGAGAUCGCCGACUUUCCGGUGAUCCUUACAAACUCAAGGGCUUGGAGAAUAUCCCAGAUGCGUAAAUAUCAUCGGAUUGUAGCAGUUUAUGUAUAAAAUAUCAAUGUUGUUUACUUUAUUUAAUAAAUAUCUUUAAAACA
Tribolium madens (black flour beetle) is the source of this 370-nucleotide messenger RNA. RefSeq lists its product as uncharacterized. NCBI's taxonomy places the organism in Eukaryota, Metazoa, Arthropoda, Insecta, Coleoptera, Tenebrionidae. Bases 83 to 295 code for a protein of 70 amino acids. The record is from RefSeq and is a predicted model, not a curated record. The transcript has 3 exons.